Messenger RNA from Trichogramma pretiosum, 1929 nucleotides. RefSeq names its product 5-phosphohydroxy-L-lysine phospho-lyase. Bases 396 to 1844 code for a protein of 482 amino acids. The transcript has 8 exons. NCBI's taxonomy places the organism in Eukaryota, Metazoa, Arthropoda, Insecta, Hymenoptera, Trichogrammatidae. Gene Ontology annotation, cellular component: mitochondrion. The record is from RefSeq and is a predicted model, not a curated record. Gene Ontology annotation, molecular function: pyridoxal phosphate binding; transaminase activity.
AUGGAGAGAUUCCAUACAAUCAAGUACAUCCAGUAGCAUCGACAAAGUCAAAUUAAAAAAGAGAAUUACUGCAGAUGAGAGAAAAAGGCUGCGCGUGCGGCCGCGUGUUUUAGACACCAAGCCGGAGCGGGGGUGCGCGCGCGCAUCUCAUGCCUCUCAGUGGACUUGGAGAUUUCGGCUGUACGGAAGGGAUUCAGAAUCAGAGCGCCUUUCAAACUUGACGUCACGCAAGAGGCGCGAGCUUAGCUGCGUCCACCGCUCAGCUGAUAGUUUGUUAUCGAACGCCGAGGCAUCAAGAUCCUUGUGCUCGGCUCGUUGUGAGCUACUCUCGACUAGGAGUCCCAAGGUAAUUCAACUGUAUCCAGUAAUCGGGUUUUGAAAAAUCCAGCUGAAAAAUGGCCGAAUCGUUGGAACAAAUGCCGAAAAGCGAGACUCUCAAGCUACGCGAACGCUACAUUGGCGAGUCUUGCACUCUAUUCUACAAGUCGAACCCCCUGAAGAUCGUUCGAGGCAAGGGCCAGUACAUGUACGACGAGAGAGGCGACGAGUACCUCGACUGCAUCAACAAUGUGGCCCAUGUUGGACACUGCCAUCCCGACGUGGUGCGCGCCGGACAGGAACAGAUGGCCGUGUUGUCGACCAACUCGCGCUACCUGCAUGACAAUAUCGUCAUCUGCGCGCGACGCCUCACAUCGACCCUGCCGGAAAAGCUGUCCGUCUGCUUCCUGGUCAACUCGGGCAGCGAGGCCAACGACUUGGCUCUCAGGCUCGCUCAGACCUACACUGGUAACAAGGAUACCGUGUGCAUCGACCAUGCUUAUCACGGCCAUUUGACCUCGAUCAUUGACAUAUCACCCUACAAGUUCACACAUUUAAAAAGUGGAAAGAAGGAACACGUACACGUGGCACCCUGCCCCGAUGUUUACCGCGGUAAAUAUCGUGAUGAUAUUUAUCCCAAUGAAGAUCUUGGUGAGAAAUAUGCCGACGAUGUCAAGACCAUCUGCGAAGAUAUCAAAUCUAAAGGUCGGGGCGUUUGCGCCUUCAUCGCGGAGAGCCUCAUCUCCGUUGGUGGACAGAUUUUGCCACCUAAGAAUUACUUCAGCAAUGUUUAUAAGCACAUCCGUGAAGCUGGUGGAGUCUGCAUCGCCGACGAAGUGCAAGUGGGUUUCGGUCGCGUCGGCAGUCACAUGUGGGCUUUUCAGCUGUACGGCGAGGACGUCGUUCCUGAUAUAGUCACCUGCGGCAAACCCAUGGGUAAUGGACAUCCAGUCGCGGCUGUUAUCACAACUCCGGAAAUCGCUCGUGCAUUUGCUAGUACUGGAGUUGAAUACUUCAAUACGUACGGAGGAAAUCCAGUUUCGUGCGCUAUCGCCAAUGCUGUUAUGGAAGUGAUUGAACGAGAAAAUCUUCAAGAACAUGCCCGAAAAGUUGGAGACCAUCUGCUUUCUGAAUUGAAAAAGUUGGCCAAACGUCGACCAAUAAUCGGAGAUGUUCGAGGUGUAGGCUUGUUUAUAGGCAUCGAGUUAGUUUUGGAUCGCAAAUCUCGCCGUCCAGCAACAGCAGAGGCUAAACACGUCGUUUAUCGAAUGAAAGAAGAGAAAAUCAUCGUUAGUUCUGAGGGUCCGGAUUACAAUAUUUUGAAACUCAAGCCUCCAAUGGUUUUUAGUAUCGAUAACGCUAAUCACUUUGUCGCUUGCUUGGAUGAUAUCCUUCAAGAAGUCGAGACUGAAGAGCUACCAAAACCGACUACUACGAUUUUGAAAGCUAUGAUUACACCGGUUAAAAUGGACAUGGAGUCAAUAUCUACAAAAUCCAACUCGACAGUUCUAGUUAAAUCUAGUUAAUGUAAGAAUUUUCUGCAAAAAUUAUCAAUUUUGAUUAACAACCUAUUUUAAUGUAUAAACAAUAUAUUUUAUACUAGUAAUUUAA